Molecule: messenger RNA, 4198 nt
Organism: Condylostylus longicornis
Lineage: Eukaryota; Metazoa; Arthropoda; Insecta; Diptera; Dolichopodidae
Gene: mtgo
Product: fibronectin type-III domain-containing protein 3A
Exons: 7
Coding region: 101-4177 (1358 amino acids)
Molecular function (GO): protein binding
Source: RefSeq, a predicted model, not a curated record
CAUUUAAUGAAAACAGUUGAUUUUUAACUUUGCUCAAUAACAAACCUAUUGUUACAAAAAAUAGUUAUAGAAAAUAAAAGUUAGUUGCGAUAAAGAGAACAUGGAAGAGGGAAAUAGUGUAGAAUUAAACAAAGAUUUCGAUAAAAAUGUAGAUGUAAUCAAUGAGAGUGUUGCUAGCAAAAAUCCUAUUCAAGAGCAUGUUGAAGAAAAUAUAAAAAAUGAUUAUAGUUUGGAAAAAAUUGAAUUUGAACAAAAUAUUGAAAAUGAAAAUGAGCUUAAAGAAAUGGAAGAAAAAAAUAAAAAACUUAAGGAAGAUGUAAACACUAUUUCAGAAAUAAUUAAAAUUUACCAGAUAACAAAUGGUACAACAUCUCAUGCUACAUACUAUAGUCCAAUACCAACUGGUUUUCCUGGUCCUGGUGGUGGACCACAUUAUCAUCCAAUACAAAGUGGUCAUUUACAACCACAACAAAUGUCACAUUCCCCAUCUCCACCAAAUAAUUAUCAUAAUAAAGAUGAUCGAACUCAACGACAACAUGCUAAAUUAUUAAGGAAAUUAAAUAAUCGGGAAAUGAAUUCUGCCAUGUCUACACCUGCUCAUUCUCCAUCGCCGAGAAAAGAGUUAAAUGGACGAAGAAUAUCCAGAAAUGGGGCAUCUUCUGUUGGUACUUCAGAAGAUGGAGAAGAGUCUUCCAGUGUGCCUGAUGAUGAAGAUGAUUGCCAGACAAUCAUUGAACAAUUAUCUGCUGUACAAAAACCUGAAGUUACUGAUAUAACUUCGAGAUCAGCAAUGUUGAGAUGGGAAGCUCCACCUUUAUCAGAUGCAAUAUUGAAUAGUCGAGAUUUACGAUAUGAUGUUUUGUUAAGUGAUCGCGGCAAAGAAGGAAAAUAUAAAUUAAUAUUUAAAGGAGAAUCUUAUGUAUGCAUGAUUCAAGACUUAAGACCUGGUCAAGAAUAUCACUGUAGACUUCAGGUUCAUUACGAAAAACUUCAAGGAACAGUAUCAGAACCAGCCGCUUUUACAACACCACCGUGUGAACCUGAUCAACCAUUACCACCAAAAUUAAUAGCACGAACAAAAAAUUCCCUUCAAUUACGUUGGCUGGCACCAUGUGAAAAUGGUUCACAUAUAGCCCAAUAUAUAUUAGAAGCAGAUGAUUGCAAAGGUAAAGGUUUCAUGGAAGUAGUUAGAACAAAGGGUAAACAAUAUACUUUAACGAAAUUGCAACCAUCAACUUUAUACAAUUUCCGUUUAUCGGCCGUGAAUGAAUGCGGCCCGUCAAUGUAUUCUGAUGUGAUAGCAUUUAGUACAUCUGUAAAUUUACCGUCAACGCCAAAACCACCACAACUUUUAGCAUCUAAUUCCAAUUAUUUACGAUUAGCAUGGGAACAUCGACAAACAGAUGAAACAUUCUGCUUACAAAUGAAUGAUCAUAGUUCAGGUCACGGCUAUUUAACAGCAUAUAAUGGUCCAGAUACAAUAUAUGAAUGUUCAAAUUUAAAACGUGCCACUGUUUACCAUUUUAAAUUAAGGGCAGAAAAUGAAGCUGGUUCAUCGCCGUGGUCAAAUGAAAUUGCAUAUAAAACCCAACCGGACAGACCGGGUAGACCUUCAAAGCCACAAGUAAAAGGCAAAAUACAUGGUAAUUAUUUUAAAGCGAAAUGGGAUCCACCAAAUGAUCGUGGCGGGGCUGAUAUUAGAAAAUACUUUUUGGAAAUAAGUUCAGGAGCAAAAUUCCAACAAAUUUAUAACGGCAGUGAACCUGAAGCUAUAUGUGAUCGUUUAUCACCUGGCACAACUUACCAAAUAAGAGUAUGUUGUGAAGGUCCUGGUGGUGUUAGUAAUUAUUCAGAUGUCUGCACCGUCACAACUGAAGCUAUACAACCAGGCGCACCAGAUCCGCCAUAUUGUGACAAUGUACCAGGGCCAUUUGCAGCUGUGUUAAGAUGGAAUCCACCAGAUUAUAAUGGUGGUGCUCCAAUACUUGAAUAUGAAAUUAAGCUAACUGGAUUGCCAAAUUUUUGUGAUGAAAUUAUAUACCGUGGCAAAGAUAUGUAUUGUAUUUGUACUGACUUACGUCCAGGAGAAUCAUAUGAAGCUAAUGUACGUGCCGUUAAUCGCAUUGGUGCUGGUUCAUGGUCUGGACCAUUAAAGUUCAAAUCUGGUGCUGCACCACCGAAUCAACCAGAUGCACCAGAAAUAUCUGUUCGUUCACCAACACACUUAUCAUUAACAUGGAAAGAACCAGCAUCAAAUGGAGCACCAAUAAUUGAAUAUCGCUUAGAAAGUUCAUUAACAGAAGAUACAAAAAAUAAUUCAUUUACUGCAUGUUAUCAAGGUUUGCAAACAACAGCGGAUAUUAGAAAUUUAGUACCAUACACACUAUAUUAUUUUCGUUUAAAUGCUGCCAAUUUAGCUGGUCAAUCAUUAUAUUCACAAAUAGUAUCACAACAAACACCAGCAGCAGUACCAACUGCACCAGAAAUUACCAAGUCUGAAAUAACUGCUACUGAAGUAACAUUAACAUGGUCUGAAGCUGAAUCAAACGGUUCAGAAAUUUUAUAUUAUCAAAUUGAAUAUGUCAUUGUCAAUAGUAGUAGUAUUAAUAGUAAUAAUAAUAAUAAUAAUAAUAAUAACAGUAAUAGUAGUAACAAUAACUCUUCAUCAAAUAAUAUUAAUAACAAUAAUAAUAAUUUAAUAAAAAAUGGUGGUAACUCAAAUGAUAAUUCUACAGAACGUUUCAUUAGCACCGAAAUUAAUUGCACAGAAUUUACCAUAGAAAAUUUAUUACCGGAAACUACUUAUAAAUUCAAAAUCCAGGCUGUGAAUGAUAUUGGAAUUGGGCAAUGGUCGGCACCACUAAAAUUAACAACAUUACCACCACCACCCGAACCACCAAAAUUAGAAUGUACUGGAGUUGGGCAUAAUUUUAUUAAAUUGAAAUGGGGUGAAGGUAGAAAUUUGGAUUUUAUUAACUAUUAUGUUGAAAUGUAUAAUAAUAGAUUGAAAGAUUUUCAAAUUGUAUAUAAUGGCACAACAUUAAUGUGUAAAGUUAAUAAAUUACAAGAACAAACUGCGUAUACAUUUAGGAUAUGUGCCGAAACUGAUCGUGCUGGCACUGGUGAUUAUUCUGAAGAAUAUGUAUUUAAAACAUCAGCAACUUUACCAAAUGGUAUUAAAGCACCACGCAUUGCAGCCGACACAAUGCCAAAUGAUAUAAGAACAGCUAUAGCAACAUCUUCAACUACAAAUAUUUUAGGUGGAGCUGGUGGUAAUACUACAAUUGGAAUUUUCCAUCCAUUAACAAUUGAAUGGCAACAUAGUAAAAAUUCUUUUGUUGAUCCAGUUGAAUAUAUAUUGCAGUGCUCAACGACCGGAAAAGAAAAUGAUUAUGUAGAAAUUCAUCGUGGUCCUGACACUAGAUAUACAAUUGAUUAUUUAGAUCCUGGCUCAGUUUACUUAUUUCGUGUAGCUCCAGUUCGUGUUACACCAAAUGGUGAUAUACAAGGUUCAUUUACCUAUCCAUUACGUUAUCAAGUGCCACACAAAUUAACUCAAGAUCAAUUAGAUUCAAUACAUCAUCAUCAUCACCAUCAUCAUAAUCAGCAACAACAACAUCAUAAUACAAAUUUAAUAAAUCGUGCAGCAUCUACUAGUAUAUUAAGUGGAACUAAUAAUACAGAAUUAAAUCGUUAUGGUGCUUACAAUUAUAAUUCAAAUCAACAACAUAAUAUUAAUGGACAUAAAUCAAAUAGUAGUAGUGGUGGUAUAUUAAGCGGUUUUCUAAGUAGUGUUAGCAACAGUGUUGUUGGCGGUAGUAGCAAUAGUUCUGGCAGUGGAACUAAUAACAAUAAUAAUAUGAAUAUUGGUAAUAAUGGUAAUAAUGCAAUUUUAGCAAAUGAUGGUAAUUUAUUAUUACAUAAUAACAGUAAUAAUAAUAAUAAUAUGCUAAUGAGUGGUAAUAAUAAUGGUGGUACAAAUUCUGAUUUAAUUAAUAAUGAUGAAUUAUUUGGUAUAAAUAUAUUUGGUGCUAUUAGACGUUUUAUAAAUAAAUGUUAUACAUUAUAUACAAAUCCUAAACAUUUUUCAGAUACACAACAAGCUAUUUUUUGGAUGUUUUCAUUUUUAUUAAUUACAUUUAUAUUUGCUUAUUUGCUUCGUAUGUUCAUGAGAUAAAAUUAAAUUAUGUAAUAAAAG